This is a messenger RNA of Candoia aspera, 519 nucleotides long. RefSeq names its product collagen alpha-2(I) chain-like. The record is from RefSeq and is a predicted model, not a curated record. Gene Ontology annotation, biological process: skeletal system development; extracellular matrix organization. Gene Ontology annotation, cellular component: cytoplasm. Gene Ontology annotation, molecular function: extracellular matrix structural constituent conferring tensile strength. The coding region runs from base 1 to 519 and encodes 172 amino acids. The transcript has 8 exons. NCBI's taxonomy places the organism in Eukaryota, Metazoa, Chordata, Lepidosauria, Squamata, Candoiidae.
AUGGCAUCUCAUACAGCAGAAGAGGUUGCCAUCAGCUCCAUAAAGGACAAAGGAGAACCUGGAAUCCAAGGCCCCCGUGGCUUUCCAGGAGAGCCGGGUUCCAAAGGACCUCCAGGUACAAAUGGGCCCAACGGUGUCCCAGGAAAACCAGGGCCAGUAGGGGAGCCAGGACCUCUUAGCCCAGAGGGCAUGACUGGCCCAAUUGGAAAGCAGGGAAAAGAGGGACCAGCUGGUCUUGAGGGACCUCCGGGGGACAAAGGAGAGAAGGGCAAAGAUGCUGAUCCUGGUGAUGUUGGCAUCCAUGGGCUGGAUGGAGAGCAGGGUGCCUUAGGCUCACCUGGAAGACAAGGUCAGCCUGGAUUGAAAGGGGAACAGGGUGACAGAGGAGCCCCAGGAGAAUCAGGCAUCAAGGGAAGUCUUGGAGAAACUGGAGACAAGGGCUCCAAAGGGCCACCUGGGGAAUUUGGAGAACAUGGGAAAGAGGUAGUUGCACAACAUUAUUUGAAGGUACAUUUUUGA